Molecule: messenger RNA, 1635 nt
Organism: Salvia splendens (bonfire salvia)
Lineage: Eukaryota; Viridiplantae; Streptophyta; Magnoliopsida; Lamiales; Lamiaceae
Product: pentatricopeptide repeat-containing protein At1g80550, mitochondrial
Exons: 1
Coding region: 26-1462 (478 amino acids)
Molecular function (GO): protein binding
Source: RefSeq, a predicted model, not a curated record
CAUUUUCGAUCGUCAAACUUAAAUCAUGCUUCCUUCAAUCAUCUCAAAACUACAUCAUUUCCGCUCACACCGCUCUAUUCUUCUCUCGAAGCUUCAAAUUCUCCUCCUUUACCACAGUUCUCCGCGUUCAAAUCCUCAAUUUCCCCACAGAGUGUCGCUGCAUCCUUCUCGAACCCAACCGACAACCAGCUUCCCGGGCAACCCGGCUCCGACCCAUUUCGAAAAAUCGAUUUUUGAACCGGAAACAGUUCUUGAAACUCUCAAUUCUUAUGCCAAUGACUGGAAGCUCGCGCUGGAGUUCUUCAAUUGGGUUGAAACCGAGUGUGAGUUCCGGCACACAGCUCACACACUCAAUCGGAUUGUCGACAUUCUUGGUAAGUUUUUCGAGUUCGAAAUCGCAUGGGAGCUUAUUGAAAGAAUGCGGAUAAAUGGAUGGUGUUUGCCUGAUCACACGACUUUUAGGGUGUUGUUUAAGCGUUAUGUAUCGGCUCACCUUAUUAAAGAAGCAAUUGAUGCUUUUGUUAGAUCGAAUGAUUAUAAUUUGAGGGAUGAAGUUUCAUUUUCGAAUUUGAUUGAUGCUUUGUGCGAGUACAAGCAUGUGAUAGAGGCUGAAGAACUCUGCUUCAAGAAAAGUUGGGGCGGCCAAUAUCGUGACAUUUUGCUUUGUUUUAAUGUGGAAAAUACAAAAAUUUAUAACAUGAUUCUACGCGGUUGGUUUAAAAUGGAGUGGUGGAGGAACUGUAGGGAGUUUUGGGAGGAGAUGGAUAAGAUGGGUGUGGAGAAAGACUUGUAUUCGUACUCGAUAUAUAUGGACAUCCAAAACAAAAGUGGGAAGCCGUGGAAGGCCGUAAAGCUGUACAAAGAUAUGAGGAAGAAGGGUAUUGAACUGGAUGUGGUGGCGUACAACACAUUGAUUCGUGCUAUUGGGAUUUCAGAAGGGGUUGAUGUGGCAGUGAGGCUCUACAAAGAGAUGGCUGAAUUAGGUUGUUCACCAAAUGUUGUAACUUUCAACACAAUUCUAAAGUUGUUGUGCGAGAAUGGAAGGUAUAGAGAAGCACAUAGGGUGCUCGAUCUCAUGACUAGAAAAGGUUGUCCGCCGAAUAUAGUUACGUACCACUGCUUCUUCACGUGCCUUGAGAAGCCUCGUGAGAUUCUUAGAUAUUUUGAUAGGAUGGUAGAUAGUGGUGUCCGGCCAAGGAUGGACACCUAUGUCAUGCUCAUGAGGAAGUUUGGAAGAUGGGGUUUCCUUCGUCCUGUUUUUAUUCUCUGGGAUAAGAUGUCUUUACAUGGGCUGAGCCCGAAUGAGUGUGCUUAUAAUGCUCUGAUUGAUGUUUUGCUGCAGAAGGGUUUGGUUGACAUGGCUCACAAAUAUGAUGAAGAGAUGUUUUCGAAAGGGCUUUCGCCUAAGCCAAGGGCUGAAUUGCAGACAAAAAUGGCUGAUAAAGGAUCUGGAGAUGGGUAAUUUUUAUUACUGUUUUUAACAAUUUUGAGUGUAUUCUCAUUCAUGCCAUAGCAUGAAAAUGAAGUCAUCUUGUCCUUCUCAUUGAAACAUAUAUGCGAUUCAUAUAGAGACUCUUCCUUAUGAUUUUCAAUUCUUUGGUUUCUGCAAGGGAACUCAUUUACAGCUUUGUGCUA